Messenger RNA from Acanthosepion pharaonis, 459 nucleotides. NCBI's taxonomy places the organism in Eukaryota, Metazoa, Mollusca, Cephalopoda, Sepiida, Sepiidae. The record is from the annotation of a GenBank genome assembly.
AUGGCUUUAAUUUUCUGUUUUAUUUCUUUCUAUUACUUUUAUUUUUCUCUCUCAAUUGUUAAUCAUUUUCUCCCUUUCUUUCUUUCUUUCUUUCUUCAUCCUUUCAAUUGUUAUAAUUUUCUUUCUUUCUUUCUUUCUUUCUUUCUUCAUCCUUUCAAUUGUUAUAAUUUUCUUUCUUUCUUUCUUCAUCCUUUCAAUUGUUUAAUUUUCUUUCUUUCUUUUUUCUUUCUUUUUGUCACCAUUUUCUUUUCUUCUUUUUUUUACUCUUUUUCCUUCCAGUUGCUUUCAUUUUCUGUUUUCUUUCCGUUUUUCUUUCAUUCUUCUUUCAAUUCUUAUACUUCUCUUUCUCUCUCUUUUUUCUAUUCAAUUGCUAUAAUUUCCUUUCCUUCUUUCUUUUUUCUUUCUUUCUGUUUCAUUCAGGAUUUCUUUCUUGCUGAUGGCCUUGCAGAAGUUGAUUAA